Empidonax traillii (willow flycatcher) is the source of this 1046-nucleotide messenger RNA. It is a transcript of the gene LASP1, whose product is annotated as LIM and SH3 protein 1. Gene Ontology annotation, molecular function: actin filament binding. The transcript has 8 exons. Lineage: Eukaryota; Metazoa; Chordata; Aves; Passeriformes; Tyrannidae. Gene Ontology annotation, cellular component: focal adhesion. Bases 126 to 911 code for a protein of 261 amino acids. The record is from RefSeq and is a predicted model, not a curated record.
GCGGCGGCUCAGAAAGAAGAAGAAGGAGGAGGAGGAGGAGGAGAAGGAAGAGCAGCGGAGGAGGGUGGGAGUGAGUUUUUUUUCCCCCUCCCUCCCUCCCACCCGCCCCACGCGAGUUUUCAGCCAUGAAUCCCAAUUGUGCCCGCUGCGGGAAGAUCGUGUAUCCCACGGAGAAGGUGAACUGCUUGGACAAGUUCUGGCACAAAGCAUGUUUCCACUGCGAGACCUGCAAGAUGACCCUGAACAUGAAGAACUACAAGGGCUACGAGAAGAAGCCGUAUUGCAACGCACACUACCCGAAGCAAUCCUUCACCAUGGUGGCAGAUACCCCCGAGAACCUGCGCCUAAAGCAGCAGAGUGAGCUCCAGAGCCAGAUUCGCUACAAGGAGGAGUUUGAGAAGAACAAGGGCAAAGGCUUCAGCGUGGUGGCCGACACCCCGGAGCUGCAGAGGAUCAAAAAGACUCAGGAUCAGAUCAGCAACAUCAAAUACCACGAAGAGUUCGAGCGCAGCAGGAUGGGCCCGAGCCCCAGCGAGGGCUCGGAGCCGGAGCGCAGGAAUUCCCAGGAGAGCUCCGCUUACCGGAGACCCGCCGAGCAGCAGCACCAGCAGCCGUCCCACCACGUCCAGCCCACCAACCCAGGGUACCAGCAGCAGCCGCUGCCAUCCCAACCCUACGGAUACAAGGAGCCAGCGGCACCGGCGUCCACGCAGCGCAACGCCCCGUCUGCAGGGGGGAAGCGUUUCCGCGCCGUCUACGACUACAACGCGGCGGACGAGGACGAGGUGUCCUUCCAGGACGGCGACACCAUCAUCAACGUGCAGCAGAUCGACGACGGGUGGAUGUACGGCACCGUGGAGCGCACGGGGGACACGGGCAUGCUCCCGGCCAACUACGUGGAGGCCAUCUGAGCCCGUGGGGAGGGGGUCCAGCCCAGCCCCCAGCCCGGGGCUGUCCCCCCCGUGUGUGUGUGUGUGAGUCCCUCUGCCCCAGCGUUCCCUCUCCGCGUGCUCCGGUGCCUCCGGACAUCCCGGCUCCCGUGUCUG